AUGUCAACUAAAGUAAAACUAUCAAACGAUAAACUAAACCUCAAAGGAAAAACAGCUGUGAUCUCAGGUGGUACUCAAGGUAUUGGAAAAGCAGUAGCUAUUAGAUUUGCUCAAUUAGGAAUCAGUCAAGUUUAUCUUAUUGGUAGAAAUUCAAAAUUAGGUGAAUCUGUUUGUGAUCAAGUUAAACAGAUUGGUGAGAAUCAAAAUUCAUUGAAAAGUGAUUGUUUAUUUAUUCAAGCUGAUCUUUCAACGGUUGAAACUAUUAAAGAAACUGUAAAGAAGAUUGAAAAUGAAACUAAAGUUGAUGGAAUUGAUUAUCUCGUGAUGAGUCAAGGAGGACCACCUAAUGGAUUAUAUGAAGAAACAAAAGACGGAUUUGAUAAAUCGUUUGCAGUACAAGUUCUUUCUAGAUUCGGUUUACAGAACGGUUUAAUAGAAAAAAAUUUAUUAAGAUCCGAUAGUACAAUCGUUUCGAUCUUAUCACCUGGUUCUACUUAUUCUAAUUUAGAUUUAAAUGAUUUAUCUUUGAAAAAAGUUUAUCAGAGUGGGGUUUGGAGAGCUUCUUUUUUAAUACAACAAGGUAAACGAGAUUCAAUGGUGACUGAUGCAUUAACUUUAUAUUUUAAUCGACAAAAUCCUUCAAUGAGAUUUUAUCAUUUGUUUCCAGGUUAUGUAGAAACUUCUGCUGCUUCGAAUCGGAAUUUACCGUUUCCGAUUCCACAAUUAGGGAACCUUUUCGGUCCGAUCUUGGCUCGUACGAUUGGUAAUACUCCUCAAAGUUAUUCAGAUAUUCCAAUUUAUUUUGCAGCAAAUCCAGAAGUCAAAGAAAAGUUUCAAAAUCAAGUUUGUUUUAAUGAAAAACUUGUACCGAUCGAAUCUUCAGAUUGGUCAAAAGAUCAUUCAAAUCAAGAAUCAAUUUAUCAAAAACUUUCUUCUUUCUUUUCUUCUUGA
Messenger RNA from Melampsora larici-populina 98AG31, 951 nucleotides. RefSeq lists its product as uncharacterized. Bases 1 to 951 code for a protein of 316 amino acids. NCBI's taxonomy places the organism in Eukaryota, Fungi, Basidiomycota, Pucciniomycetes, Pucciniales, Melampsoraceae. The transcript has 7 exons. The record is from RefSeq and is a predicted model, not a curated record.